UCCUGGAGUUGUAAAAAUGAUCUCGCAACAAUCAGACGGCACUCCUUCUGACACGGAUUAUUUUGGAAAUUCCCUGAAAAUCUGGAAAUGUGAAUUGUACAAAUUACAAGAGGAAGCUCCCCGACCCAUUCCCGUACUUCGAAGCGAGUCAAAAGAAAUUGCCGAUGCUCCAGAUUUCUACGGACUUGAUUAUCAUGGAGUUUUGGGACAUCGUGAAGCGGAUGCUUUGCUGCAUGACAAACCCGAAGGAAGUUAUUUGGUACGAAAAAGUCCAAACCGAAAAAAUCGCACGGACGAAAAUAGCGACAAUCAAAAUUCUUUUUACACACUUUGCUUCAAAUUUGACUCGAAAGUGCAUCAUUUCAAGUUGUACUACAAUCCCUUUUUGGGCCAUUAUGUCGUCGAAGACUCGAAAAAGUUCGAAGAUAUCAAAAGUUUAGUGGCUGACGGACUUUUGAAUCACUACAUCCGCAAACACGGAGGACCCAUUCUCGAUGCCAUGGGAAAAAAUGUGAAUUACGAGCAAUCGCCUUACAUGACGCUGAAUCGCCGGAAAAUGCGGGCCUUAUCAUCGGAAGUGUACAGUAAGCGGUACAGCAACGGCAACGAGGAAGCGAAACGCGCAACGAUAAAUUUGCUGAACGAAGAGAAAAAAGUUGAGUCAGAAUUGAAGGCGGGCGAUAUUGUGCCGACGGAAUACAAAAAGCAGCACAAUUUCAAAGUCAACAACUUCAAGGGCCUGAAUUGGUGUGACUCGUGUGGGAAUUUUCUGUGGGGAUUCAUUGCCCAAGGCGUUCGAUGCGACGAUUGUGGUUUUAUUGCGCACGAAAAAUGCUCGAAAACAGUCCCGCCAAAAUGCAUGCCGGACUUGAAGAAUAUUCGCGGCGUGUUUGGCAUCGAUUUGACCACGUUGGUGAUUGCGUACAAACAGGACAUUCCAUUUGUUGUGGAAAAAUGCGUGAAAGAAAUCGAAGAACGGGGAUUGAAACAAGAGGGAAUUUAUCGCGUUUCCGGAUUUGCUGACGAAAUUGAACAAGUGAAGGAAACACUUGACAAGGAAGGAAAUGCCGCAGAUAUUAGUGAGAAAAGUGUCAGCAACAUAAAUGUCGUUGCGAGUAUUCUAAAAAUGUAUCUUCGUUUGUUGCCGAUUCCGUUAAUUACGUAUCAAGCGUAUCCGGCUUUAAUUGACGCUUCGAAUAAAGCAACGCCCGCCGAACAGAUAGAUUUUACCAAAAAAGCCUUGCCAUUACUGCCGUCAUCGCAUUUCAAGUGUCUUAAGUACAUGAUUGAACAUUUACAAAAAGUUGCCGAAUAUCAAGAAGUGAACAAGAUGUCAGAACACAAUUUAGGCACCGUUUUUGCGCCAACUUUAAUUGCAUUUCCAUCUGGCAUGACAGAUUUGUCUCAAGAAAUCUUCUUGCUAUCCUUUUUGAUACGGAAUUGUAAAAGUAUUUUUGACUGAAUUAUCAAGAAUUUCAAUAAUUUUAAGUGCAAUUAUUUUUUAAAAAAAUUUCUUCCUACCAAAACAUGUA
This is a messenger RNA of Culicoides brevitarsis, 1532 nucleotides long. RefSeq names its product beta-chimaerin (gene RhoGAP5A). The transcript is spliced from 2 exons. Lineage: Eukaryota; Metazoa; Arthropoda; Insecta; Diptera; Ceratopogonidae. Gene Ontology annotation, biological process: regulation of GTPase activity; signal transduction. Gene Ontology annotation, molecular function: GTPase activator activity. Bases 17 to 1462 code for a protein of 481 amino acids. The record is from RefSeq and is a predicted model, not a curated record.